Brienomyrus brachyistius is the source of this 2673-nucleotide messenger RNA. RefSeq names its product polypeptide N-acetylgalactosaminyltransferase 18-like. NCBI's taxonomy places the organism in Eukaryota, Metazoa, Chordata, Actinopteri, Osteoglossiformes, Mormyridae. The transcript has 11 exons. The record is from RefSeq and is a predicted model, not a curated record. Bases 324 to 2147 code for a protein of 607 amino acids. Gene Ontology annotation, cellular component: Golgi apparatus.
UUGCAAUGGGAAGCGGAGGCGGCCGGGCUGAGAGCCGUAAAGUUACGCUGGCUAUUCGGGGAUUGAGUUGUGCUUCACGUUUAGCAAUUUUCAGUUUUAUCUGUGGCUGACAUACGCGGAAUAUGUCAGUGCGAAGAUCAGCAGUAAGCAGUAGCGAAUUUUGACCAGAGCAGUUAUCCGGGGCGGAUUGCACUAUGCAAUUAAUCGGGCUGUAAAGUAAUGAUAGCGUAGCACCGGGCUUUACAUAUUUAUUUAUAUAAAAGAGGUGUCGCACUUGUCUUCUGGUGUUUGGGGCUGCUAGCUUUGUAUGGAGGCAUGUCGGAAUGGCUUGCACCAGGAGAACCAAAACUUUGGUGUCUACAUGCGUGAUCCUAAGCGGCAUGACCAACAUUGUCUGCUUGCUGUACGUCGGAUGGGUCACUAAUUACAUCGCCAAUGUCUACAUAAAAUUCCCAGAAGCUGCUCCGGAGAAAAAGUUGGAAGAGGACAACAAAGGCGAAACUUUGAGGAUUAUUGAGAGGCUUGACCGACUGGAAAACGUGGUCAAUCAGCAUAUUAAAGAUACUCCGCAGAAGACUGACAUUGCAGAUGAGCUGUUCUCAGACUCCUCCCUCUUUGCCCACUGGGGACAAGAUCUGAGCGCAGAGAACCGGAGGGUUGCGCUGAAGAAGUUCCAGUACUACGGCUACAAUAGUUACCUUAGCGAUCGCAUCUCUCUGGACAGGACCAUCCCAGACCUGAGGCCUGAUGGGUGCAGAAACAUUUCGUACCCCGCAGACCUCCCGCAGGUCAGCAUUGUUUUCAUUUUUGUGAACGAGGCCCUCUCGGUCAUCCUGCGCUCCAUCCACUCCGCCAUCCACACCACGCCCUCUCAUCUGCUGAAGGAGAUCAUCUUGGUGGACGACAACAGCAGCAAUGAGGAGUUGAAGGAGAAGCUGCAGGUGUUCGUGGAGGAGACGAAUGCCCAGAAGGUGGGUUUCAUCAAGGUUAUCCGUCACUCCAAGCAAGAGGGGCUCAUCCGCUCACGCGUGAGUGGGUGGAGGGCCGCCGUCGCCCCCGUCGUGGCCCUCUUCGACGCCCACGUGGAGUUUAACGUCGGAUGGGCCGAACCCAUUCUGCUGAGGAUUAAGGAGGACAGAACUCGGAUCAUUUCCCCUUCGUUUGACAACAUCAAGUACGACACCUUCGAGAUUGAGGAAUACCCACUGUCUGCACAAGGGUUUGACUGGGAGUUAUGGUGUCGCUACCUGAACCCACCCAAGUCAUGGUGGAACUUGGCUAACAAUACCGCUCCAAUCAGGAGCCCAGCCCUGAUUGGCUGCUUUGUGGUGGACAGGCAGUACUUUGAGGAAAUCGGCCUCCUCGAUGAAGGAAUGGAGGUUUACGGGGGUGAGAAUGUGGAGCUGGGCAUCAGGGUGUGGCAAUGCGGAGGCAGUGUGGAGGUUUUGCCUUGUGCCCGAAUCGCACAUAUCGAACGAGCCCACAAGCCCUACACAGAGGACCUGACUGCCCACGUGCGCAGGAACGCCCUCCGAGUGGCUGAGGUCUGGAUGGAUGAGUUUAAGAGCCACGUCUACAUGGCCUGGAACAUUCCACAAGAAGACUCCGGAAUUGACAUUGGUGAUGUCUCUGAGCGGAAGGCCCUUAGGAAGAAACUGCGAUGCAAAACCUUUCGGUGGUAUUUGGUGAACAUCUACUCUGAGAUGAGAAUGUAUACAGAUACCAUCGCCUACGGAGUGCUGAAGAAUUCCCUGAAGACUGAUUUGUGCCUGGACCAGGGGCCUGAGACUGACAAUGUUCCGAUUCUUUACAUCUGUCAUGGGAUGACACCUCAGAAUGUGUAUUACACCAGCACUCAGCAGCUACACAUCGGCGUCCUGAGCCCAACCAUCGACGACGACGACAACAAGUGCCUGGUUGACGUCAACAGCAGGCCGCGGCUCAUCGAAUGCAGCUAUGCCAAGGCCAAGCGAAUGAAACUGUACUGGCUCUUUACUCAGGGAGGAUCAAUCCAGAACAGGAAAUCCAAGCGAUGCCUCGAGCUUGUGGAAAGCAGCGUCGGCGAGUUUGGAUACCAGCUGGCCCUCCAGAAGUGCAAUGGUCAGACAUGGACAAUCAGCAAUCUGCUCUCUGCCAGCUCUUUCUAAUGGAAUAUGAAUUGUCUGUCCAUUUUCAGCACAGGACCUGACGUGGCCAUAGAGGACAGACUUUUGAAUUCUGCCCUUUUGUGUUUCCAUGGCAAUAGUUGAGAACGGCGCCACACCAUAGAAAACACUUCAAGCACUUUGAUUUUUUUCUCCUGUUUCCUCAGCGGCAUCAUGCAGUUAAUGGUAAACACUUAAAAAGGUGUUUCAGCCGGUGAGUCGGCUACGGUUUGUUAAACUCACCCUCUGAAACCAACAUUUUUUUAAUAUAUAUUUUGAUUAAGGCAUCCUCAGUUUGAUUUGAGUUUUACCAGAUCCAAUACACUCAUUUAACAUUUUUGCUACUGUGUAGCGUGCAUUUGAAGUGUAUUCUGCUGGUUGUCCCUCUGGUGUCUCAGGUUUGUAGGUCUUGCUCAUAAUGAAAUGACGCACAGUUCUGAGGAGAUGCAUACGUGCUGGAAAAUGAUAGACUGAAGAUUCAAACUAUUUUCUAAAUAUUAUGAAUAUUUAUAUCUAAUAGUAAACAUAA